AUGGCAAAAACACCAAGGCUGUUGCUUGUUUUAUUGUCUCUCCGAAGGAAAAGGCUGGUAAAAUUAAUGGUUAUCACUAUCACAUUGUUUACUUUAUACCAAACAUUUACCGUAAGCACGGAAGGAGGCAUACCUCUGAUUUUGAAAUUUCCAGCUUUUAAUCGUGAUCAAAACUCAUGGGGAAAGUCUUUAUUUGAUGUUGAAAAUAGUGAUCGCAAGCUCAAUUUAUCUGGCCUUAACGCUCAUGUCUGGUACGACAUCUGCCCAACUUCAAUCAAAGCCUUUUGCCACCACCCGUUCUUUCCCGAACAGCCAAACGAGAGAAUAUUUGCCAAGCAGCUAAGCCUAACAAGAGGUCAAGACAAUUAUAUUCAAAGAAUUUUCGGGUUCUUACAUCCCCCAAAGACAGGAAAAUACAGAUUUGCCAUCGCUUCUGAUGACAUGUCAGAACUGUGGUUAAGUCCCAGUGAAGACCCUUCUGAGGCCAUUUUAAUUUGUAAAGUAGAUGAGUGGGUUCCAAGAGGCGAAUUUCAGCGCCAUUGGUCACAAACCUCAAGCAUAAUAGAGCUUCAACAGCACCGUAAAUACUACGUCGAGGUACUUCAUGGUCAACUUGGGGGAGAUGAUUUUGUGGUCGUUGAAUGGAGUUUGCCUGGCAUGGGGACGGAGUUCAAACCAAUUGACUUGAAUGAUACUUCCUUGUUUGUUGACGACAUCAAUACUCCGCACAAUUACCACACGGAGAUCUCAAGCGGUGCAUGCGAAUCAAGACCCCAUCAUCAACACAAGAAAAAUAAUUCUGUCAAUCCCUUGCCAGAGUAUCUUUCCCAUGAGACAGUAGCAAAUGUUCUUCCUUACUGUAACUACACACCAAGCUAUCUAACUAAGAUGGAGAUAACCGCUGACCAGCCUAAAAAGUUCUAUAAAUUUCUGGACAGUCAUUAUUUUCCUGUGGAUAGUUUUCCUCCAGUGGAAUACGAAAACGUGGCCAAUCCAAUGUAUGCGAAUCAUGAGCUUGAUGUAAUUGAAGCACAAAAGGCGGCAAGGCUUUUCAUGGAUAGCCUUCAUCUGCACUACCCUGGGCAAGUAUAAGCAAUAAUACUCACUAAGGCAUAUGUCAAGCUGACUGCAGCCGGCUGCAGCUCUGGUCAGUUCUGAGGCCUUUUUCUCCUCCCUGAAUGUGCCAGCUUACGAAAGCUAUUUUAGUGAACAUCUGUCUUGAAGAGACAGCCUGGAUCACACCGCUUCUUCAUAUUUUAAAGAAAGCUAGAGUUACCCUAGUGCUACCCCACAGGGGACGUUGCUAGUGCGCUGAAAACUUCUCUUCUUGUAUGAAUCGGGCCAUUGUCUAGUUACUUUUUAGCCACACCUUGGAGUAGGCACUUUUACUCUUUUUUCUCACAAGAUUAAGAGUACAAUUUAUCUGUAGUUUUCCCUCGACAUAUCUUCAAAGUUUUCUGUUAAACGUUUUAACCUUUCUGGUGAACAAUAGGGCCAUUUAUACGAGGAAAAAUAAGACGCGUCUUAAAUAAGACGUGAACUGUACCGUUUAUACGAGCAUGUCUUAUCUAAUAAGACGCGUCUUAGCUAAGCCGCGUCUUAUUUUAGACGAAAUGUGCCGUUUAUACGGAAAUUUCGCGUCUUAUUUAAGACGCGUCUUAUUUUUCCUCGUAUAAAUGGCCCUAAUGAGUUAUUGUUCACGUAACUAAAUGUCAUUACCUGUCUGUAAAAUCAUUACAACAAUAUCAGAUCAAUUUUCAAAGCUUUCUUUCUCUUGUAUCUCUUGCAGGAAAUUCAAAAUUCUUGAACUUUUCAACGUCGAAAGAAAACUCGAUAAACAGUUAGGCAGCCGUUUCCUCUUGGAGUUUUUAGUAAAGGUUUCGGGACAAGACAAACCCGCCAUGAUUUCGGAAUUCGUCUUUUUGCCUAAAGAUUCUGAAAACUUGUGUUAUCCCAAAGGAUUGCAGUGGAAUAGACAAGCUAAAGUGGCUUUGGUGAUCUCAGCAAAAGACCAGGGCAGAUGGUUAGCACACUUUCUUAACAACUUACAGGAAAUGUACUCUGUAACUAGGGAUGAAAAUGUAGAAGUUGUGCUUUUCAAUUAUGAAAGUUCUGAUAUUAAUUUAGAGAAAGAGCUUGCUCUGAGGACUCUACCCCCCUGCACGGUCAUUAAUGCUCGGGAAGAGCACUAUUCUCGAAGCAAGUCUUUAAACAAAGGAGUUCAAGAGAUCCAGGAUCCACAUACAAUUAUUUUUUCUCUUGAUCUUCAUCUGGAUUUACCCAUUUCACUGUUUGAUGACAUCCGAAAAGUAAGUAAAUCUGUUUAUGAGAAAUUUCUGCAAUUUGAUUGGCUUAGAGCAGCGGUAUUUCAGCUUAAUUUGAAAUACCUACAUGUAAAAAUUAUAACCGUAUGCCGGUAGUGGUAUAAACAAAUAAUAGCAUGAUUUGUACGUGAUAUUUGGCGUAAAUACCACUCGUGAUAUUUCAAAAUUGUCUAAAUUUUACUCGCCUAACGGCUCGUUAAAUUUCGUAUAACAAUUUCGAAAUAUCACUCGAGGUAUUUAUGCCAAAUAUCACUAUAAAUCAUGCCAUCACCUAUACUAAGUCUCCUCUGAUCAAUAAUAUUCACUAAAUAGAUAAGCUUGUUUCAAACGGAAUGAAACGGGAAAAAACAGCUAACAGGCCCUUGUUCAAGAUGUGGUAACGCUGGUAAAUCACUAUAUCAUGACGCCAUAUUGGUUUUCCCAAUACAUUGUCCAUAUGCUUAUCACAGUGGGACACAUUCUGACGUCAUUUCCAUGGCUUUCUAGUCAACUUAGACCAAUCAGCGGCGGGGACAACACUCGUUUAUUGUUAAAGACGAUUUUACCGGUGAAUAGUGAUGAAAAACUCAAGUCAAAAAAGUAGCCUCGGAUCACCCUGUUGGGGUGGGACCCCAGUGACAAAGUUGACAUAUUUUUAGCAAACGUCUGCGAACAUUUGUUGGCAAUUACAAAUCGAUUAUUAUAGAGGUUUCCCUCUAACUUCUUAAUUUAAUAUCUAUGGCAUCGAGUUAGUGGGGCUGUUAAAACCGUAUCUAAAUAUAAUUUUUUCCUUCUCAUGUACCGUACAGCACUGUUUUGAGGGACGUUCUGUGUACACUCCAGUUAUCAUCCGUUUAGGAUGUGGCGAAACUCCUACGAUGCCUAAAGGGAGAUGGGAACCAUUUGGAUUUGGUUUGGUUGGUAUUUACAAGAGUGAUUGGGACCGAAUUGGAGGUCUUAAUGAGAAGCUUUUUGAUACGAAAUGGGGAGGUGAAGACUGGGACUUAAUGGAAAGACUUGUAAGCGAUAACAUGGAAUAUGAACGAGUUCGACAUCCUAAGAUUUUCCAUUACUAUCACUCAAGACGUGGGAUAUGGACUGGUGACAAAGAUUUAAACAGAAGAAAACGUUAA
Messenger RNA from Porites evermanni, 3436 nucleotides. The record is from the annotation of a GenBank genome assembly. Lineage: Eukaryota; Metazoa; Cnidaria; Anthozoa; Scleractinia; Poritidae.